Messenger RNA from Closterium sp. NIES-67, 21762 nucleotides. NCBI's taxonomy places the organism in Eukaryota, Viridiplantae, Streptophyta, Zygnematophyceae, Desmidiales, Closteriaceae. The record is from the annotation of a GenBank genome assembly.
GGAGGAAGGGAGAGGGCGAGGCGAGAGGGAGUUAGAAGAGUACGAGUCGGUGUGUGAGGCGCUCAGCGUUGUGUUAGCCAUUGCCCCGCACAGCAUCAACCACCUGAGGGCCUUCUUUGCCGCGCACCCGCCUCCCUUCCUCAGGCUCAUGCUGCGUGGCUAUAGCGAAGGGCGUGUCGCUGAGGAUCCGUCCUCUCUGCUGCCCCCCCUCCGCACGUCCCUGCGCCUCCUCCUCUCGUCGCUGCCCACCUUCUCCUCCCUCUGGGACUGGUCUCCUGUCUUCCCCCUCCUCCUGCCCUUAGCCGGGCAGCGGGGAGACGACAGCAACGAGGAGCAGCAAGGGAAGGAGGGGGGGCGGGAGCAGCAGCGGGAGCAGUGGCAGGAGGUGCAGUGGGUGGCGCUGGAGAUAGUGUGUCUGGCGCUGUCCUUUGACGAGGCCACUCGCACUCUCGUGGGCUCCUCCCUGUGCUCUCUGAACGCCACGCACCGCGCUCGACUGCAAUUCCGCUGGCGUCAGAUGGCGACAGACCUUGAGGCGGAACGAGCCCCCAUGUUCCUGCUAUCCCCGCUACGAGCAGCCUCGUUACAAGACACUGGUGGGAACACACCAGGCAGUGCUGCCAGCGAUGCCUCUUCUUCCGACCUUUUGCUCCAAGACCCUCUGCUUACUCCCACGGAUUCUGGGAGCGGGGCUGGUGGUGCGAGCGCUGCUGGUUCUUCGCUUGAUGGGGGCGGGGCACGUGGGGGAGAAGGUGGAGUGAGUGGAGGAGAGGGAGCGGGAGUGUUGACGCCUAGCAGCACGUCACGGUUCAACACAGUUGCUGUGCUCGGGGUGGAUCUGCCGCAGCGGCCUGUUGGCAGAACCGCCUCCUCUUCCCCCCUGGCAUCGCCGCGCCUGGUGGCCACAGCCACGGCGCGCAGCAACCUGCAUGCGCUGGUGCUCUCGCUUUGCCAGCACCAGCCGCUGCUGCUGGAGGGGCCCGUGGGCAGCGGCAAGACGGCUCUAGUGGACUUCCUCGCACACUGCACCCGGAAUUAUGACAUGGUACGGGUGCACAUGGACGAUCAGAUGGAUGGCAAGACGCUGCUGGGCUCCUAUGUGUGCACGGACGUGCCUGGGGAGUUCGAGUGGCGCCCAGGCGUGCUCACCCUCGCUGCAGCUCGGGGCCUGUGGGUGCUACUGGAGAACAUCUCAGGGGCGCCGUUCGACCUGCUGUCCUCAUUGCUGCCGCUGCUGCAGGACCGAUGCCUGCACCUGCCCGGCCACUCGCAGCCCCUGCAAGCAGCAGAUGGGUUUCAGAUCUUUGCCACCAAGGCCGUUGCAGCUUCCUCCUCUUCCUUCCGCUCCUCAGCAGCCUCUGGAGUGGACUCUCUUUUGGCCUCCCACUUCCACACGGUGCACGUGCACCCUCCCCACGCCUCCGAGCUGCCCACCAUUCUCACCUCCUCCUUCCCUGCCCUCUCCGCCCUCGUCCCCACGCUCCUUGACCUGGUUCAAGCUGUGGGCAGAGUAGCAUCCGGCCAGCCUCUUUCGUCCUCCCUCCUUCAACACCAGCAGCAGCAGCUCGCCACAGCUGUUUCUGAAGCUGCUGUGUCUGGGGGGCUAUCUAUCAGAUACAGCCGGCAUGUCUCCCUGAGAGACACCAUGAAGAUCGCUUUGCGUCUGCACUCGCUGCCGCUCCCCGCCUCGCUCCCCUCUCACCCCGCCCCCACCAUGACCCUCCCUCAUGCUGUGCGCGAGCGCAUCUUCUUUGAGGUGGUGGACUGCCUGGUGGCCUGUGUGCCAAGUCCAGAGCACCGUGUGGCGCUGAUGGCGCAUCUAGCUCUGCUCUGCGGCCUGCCCAGUGACUAUGCGCUGCAGCUGCAUUCGCUGUACCAGCCACCCGUGCAUGUCACUUCUCUGGAGCUUCGUGUGGGCAGGGCUGUCAUUCCUCUGCGCUUGCAGCAGUCCCAUGAGAGCAGGGAGGGCGGCGGCAUGGCGUUUGCAGCGACGGGGGCGGUGCUGCGGCUGAUGGAGCGGGUAGCGGUGUGCGUGGGGCAGAGGGAGCCGGUGCUGCUGGUGGGGGAGACGGGCACGGGGAAGACCACCACGGUGCAGCACCUGGCGCGCAUGGCAGGCAGAGGCAUCACUGUCAUUAACAUGAGUCAGCACAGUGACAGUGCGGACUUCCUGGGCGGCUUCAAGCCAGUGGAGCAGCGGGUGGUGUGCCUCGCCCUCUACCACUCCUUCACCUCGCUCUUCUCCAACACCUUCCCCUCCCAGCGCAAUGCGGAGUUCCUGCUGCGGCUGAGUCGCCUGGCAGCUAAGUCCAAGUGGCCCCUGCUGCUCUCGGCCUUCCGCUCCACUGCACUCAAGGUCGCGCACCUGCUCGCACUCCCGCCAUCCCCUGCUGCUGCCACGGAUGCUCAUGCCAGUGCUCAGACUGCUGGUGCUGCUGGCGCUACUGGUUCUGCUGGUUCUGCUGGUGCUGGUGGUGGUACUGCUGCUGGCACAGCUGGUGCGGCUGAUAGUGCUGAUGGUGGCACUGCUGGUGCUGGCAGUAGUUUGGAGUCAGCAAAGCCCGAGCGCAGUGCCAAGAGGACCAAGAGGCUGGACAGUGAGCUGGCUCGGGCGUGGGCACAUUUCUCCACGGAUCUCGCCCGUGCGGAGCGGCAGGUGGCGGCAGCGGAGGCAUCCUUCGCGUUCAUGUUUGUGGAGGGGGCGCUCGUGAAGGCCUUGCGCGAGGGACAGUGGCUGCUCAUGGACGAGAUCAACCUCGCGCCGCCCGAGACCCUGGAGCGCCUCAGCGGCGUGCUGGAGGGGGACGCGGGGUCGCUGGCCAUCACAGAGCGAGGGGACAUUGAGGCGGUCCCCCGGCACGCGGACUUCCGUCUGUUUGCAGCCAUGAACCCGGCCACGGACGUGGGCAAGAGGGACCUGCCGCCCGCCAUCCGCUCGCGCUUCACCGAGCUCUUCGUGGACGAGAUCACCAGCCGGCAGGAGCUGGGCAGCAUCGUCUUCAAGUAUCUGGAGGGCCUGCUGCCGUCCCCCCCUGUGGACGAUAUUGUUGACUUCUACCUGGCCGCCAGACAGGAGGCCGAGGUGUCUCUCUUUGACGGUGCAAACCAGCGCCCCCAGUACACGCUGCGCACGCUGGCACGCGCGCUGGAGUACGUGCGGGUGGCUCUGCCGCUCUACGGCUUCCACCGCUCGCUCUACGAUGGGACUGCCAUGUGCUUCCUCACGCUGCUCGAUCGCUCCUGCGCGCCCACCAUGGAGACCCUAAUCCAGCGCCACCUCCUCAAGUCGGCGCCGCCAGUAAAAGUCUUACUUAGAGCGCCGCCCAGACCUGGCGGGAAGUACGAGCUGUUUGAGCAGUUUUGGGUGGAGAGAGGGCCGGAGAAAAGGGGGGAGGAGGACGAGGAGGGAGGGGAGAGUGAGGGGAGGGCGAGUGGCAGUGGAGGGAAGAAGGGUGAGAAUUUGAACGGUGUUGGCAGCGCUAGUGGUGCUGGUGCCAGUGGUGCUGGUGGUGGGGUAGGUGCAGGGGGGAUGGAGGCGGAGGAUGGGGAGGCAGCGGUGGCAGGGAGGGUGAGGGCGGAGGAGUUUGUGUCGACACCGAGUGUGAGGGGGCACCUGAAAAACCUGGCGCGUGCGGUGCUGGUCCGCAAGUACCCCAUCCUGCUGCAGGGCCCCACAUCCAGCGGCAAGACCAGCCUGGUGGAGUACUUAGCUAAGCGCACGGGGCAUCGCUUUGUGCGCAUCAGCAACCACGAGCACACAGACCUGCAGGAGUACCUAGGCACAUACAUUACAGACAAGUCAGGCCGGCUCAAGUUCCAGGAAGGCCCGUUGGUGCAGGCCGUGAGGAGGGGCCACUGGAUAGUCCUCGAUGAGCUCAACCUGGCACCAUCGGACGUGUUGGAGGCGCUCAAUCGUCUGCUGGAUGACAACAGGCAGCUCUUUGUGCCCGAGCUACAGGAGACAGUAUCUCCCCAUCCCCACUUCAUGCUCUUUGCCACCCAGAACCCACCAGGCCUCUACGGUGGGAGAAAGGUGCUGUCUCGUGCGUUCCGCAAUCGCUUCCUGGAGCUGCAUGUGGACGACAUUCCACACACCGAGCUGGCGCUCAUUGUAGAGAGGCGCUGCCUCAUCCCUGCCAGCUACGCAGCCAAGAUGGUGGAGGUGAUGAAGGACCUGCAGCGGCACCGGCAGUCGUCAGCCGUGUUCGCUGGCAAGCACGGGUUCAUCACACCGCGUGACCUCUUCCGAUGGGCCAACCGCCACGCGCAUGGCUACGAGGAGCUGGCGCGCGACGGGUUCUACCUGCUUGGGGAGAGGCUGAGGGAGGAGCCGGAGAAGGAGCUGGUGAUGCAGACGCUGAGGAAGCGACUCAAGGCCCACAUUGACAGCAGCACGCUGCACCAGGUCGACCCAUCCCUGCAACAGCAGCUAGCGCGCAUGCUGUCUGACGCGCACAGGGGAUACGCUGUCGAUUCGUCCUCCUCCCCUCCCACGCACACCCCUCUGGACCCACACAUUGAGGCCCUCGCAUCUCUAGGGGGCAGUGUGGUGUGGACCCGCGCCAUGACGCGGCUCUUCAACCUGGUGCUGCGCUGCCUGCGCCACGGGGAGCCGGUUCUGCUGGUGGGGGAGACGGGUGGCGGCAAGACCACGGUGGGGCAGCUGGCAGCAGCGGCGUGCGGGCAGACGCUGAGGAUCAUCAACUGCCACCAGCACUCCGACGCCUCCGACUUCAUUGGGGGUUACCGCCCCACGAGGGACAGGGAGCCUCUGCAGCAGCAGUACGCAGCAGCUAUUGGGAAGAUCCAGAACCUCCUCUCUGCCCUGUCCGCUGGAGAGGCAGAUCCAGUGGAGCCUAAAGAAGGAGAAGCAGGAGCAACAGAAACAGCAGCAGUAGAGGUAGAAGCAGUAGAAACAGCAGGAGCAGCAGAGGCAACAGACAAGGCUGUGCAUGGAGAAUCAGGGAGUGAGAGAUUGGAGAGAGCUAAGACAGGGCUCUUGGACGGGCUUGAGGAGGUGUCAGAGGAGAUCGAGCAAGAGCCAAAAACUGCAGCCUCAAUCCGCACGGUCGUAUCCAGACUCAAGGCUAAGAAGCAGGCUGCAACUGAGGCAGGCGCAGCUGCUGCGGAAAAGGCAACAGAAGAGGCCACGGCUGCUGCAGCAGCUGCAUUGGCAGCAGAAGCGGAAGCAGGAGGAAGGGUAUCCGCCAAGAAGCAGCGAAAGAAGGCUGUGAAGAAAGCAGCAGAGGCCGAGGCAGCAGCGAUCGCAAAAGCAGCGGCGGCAGCAGGUGCUGAAGCCACGGUAGCGGCAGGAUGGGGCGAAGAAAUGCAGCAAAGAUUGGAGGAGCUAGAAGCGCUACUGAGUGAGGUGGAGGAGGUGGGGGGGCACUGGAGGGCGCUGUUCGAGUGGGUGGACGGCCCUCUGGUGCGCGCCAUGCGGUGCGGCGAUGCGGUGAUGCUGGAUGAGAUCUCGCUGGCCGAUGACAGCGUGCUGGAGAGACUCAAUAGCGUGCUCGAGACCAAGAGGACGCUGGUGUUGGCAGAGAAGGGAGGGCCAGAGGCGGAGCACAUAGUGGCGCACCCUGACUUCCGCCUGAUUGCAACCAUGAACCCGGGCGGCGACUACGGCAAGAAGGAGCUGUCCCCCGCACUGCGUAAUCGGUUCACGGAGGUGUGGGUCCCGGCCAACAAGGACAUUGACGACCUCACUGCCAUUGUUGCGGAUCGGUUCGCAUCUCCCUACCUGGCUGAUCUCGCAGCUCCCAUGCUCAAGUUCUGGCAGUGGUUUGAGGCAGAGGGCGAUGCAGGCACUGUCCUAUCUGUGCGAGACCUUCUCUCCUGGGCGGCCUUUGUCAACGCCACUGCCCAUCUCGCUCCUCAGCAGCAGCAGCAGCCAGAGGAGCCACAAGUCCAGUCAGAGCAGGGGGAGCAGACUCAACAGAAACAGGAUGAGCUGGAUGAGGGGAAACCCGCAGCUGGCAGUGAGAACAAGGUUGCAGCCGGGGAUGGGGUGCGCAUAGACAAGUGGACGUCCUUCCUCCACGGGGCGUUCCUGGUGUUCCUGGACGGGGUGGGCAUCGGCCAGGGCCUGCCAGAGGACGUGGCUCAGGCCGUGCGCGCCCGCAGCUUCAACCUCCUACUGCAGCUGCUGCCGCCGGAGGCCAAGGCAGCAGGCAUGCAAGUGGGCGUUCAGAGCAAGCUAAUACCAGAACCAACCACUUCAGACCCCUCUGCUCCAUCCUCGCGCCCUCCUCCAAAGCUGCAUGCGUCAGACAUGCAACGAGUCUUUGGCUUCCACCCCUUUUACAUCCCACGAGGGCCCCGUGCCACGGACACAUCGGUUCCGUUUGAGCUGACAGCGCCCACCACCAACGCCAAUGUUGUUCGCCUGCUCCGAGCCAUGCAGAUCCGCAAGCCAGUCCUGUUGGAGGGCAGUCCAGGAGUGGGGAAGACCAGUCUGGUGGCAGCGCUGGCAGCAGCAGCAGGGCACCGCCUCGUGCGAAUCAACCUGUCGGAGCAGACGGACAUGAUGGAUCUGCUGGGGUCGGACCUGCCUGUGGAGGGCGGCAAGGGAGGCGAGUUCCGCUGGGCCGAUGGCGUCUUCUUGCAGGCGUUAAAGGCAGGCGACUGGGUGCUGCUGGACGAGCUGAACCUGGCGUCUCAGUCCAUCCUGGAGGGCCUCAACAGCUGCCUGGACCACCGCGCGGAUGUUUUUCUGCCCGACCUCAACCGCACCUUCCACUGCCCGCCCUCCUUCCGCAUCUUCGCGGCGCAGAACCCCCUGCAGCAGGGGGGCGGCCGCAAGGGCCUACCAAAGUCCUUCCUGAACAGAUUCUCCAAGGUGUACGUGCAAGCCCUGGAGUCCGACGAUUUCAUAUUCAUAUCCUCAGCGCUCCACCCCUCAGUGCCCCUCCCUCUGCUGCACAAGAUGGUGGACUUCAACACCCAGCUGCGCACGCACGCCCUCUCCCGCACCUCCUCCUUCAGCAUGGCUGCCAGUGGCGCUGGCGGGCCGCUCUGGGAGUUCAACCUCAGGGACGUGCUGCGCUGGUGCGAGCUCAUAUGCGCGCAGCAACAGCAUCAGCAGCUGCAGCACCCAGGGCGGUUUGUGAAUCUGCUGUACGUUCAGCGGCUGAGGUCUUCCAACGAGCGUCGCUUCGUAGCCAAUCUGUUCCUCUCUGUCUUCGGCCACGCUCUGCCGUUCGACCCACACCCCUCCGUCUCCCUCACCCCUAAUCUCCUCCGAGUAGGCAAUGCUUCCCUCCCAAGAGCAUCCCUCUCCGCUGCUCUCUCCUCCUCCUCUUCCCAACCCGCUCCCACUCCCUCUUCUUCCUCCUCCACGCUCCUUUCCUCCUCUCUCCACCUUCUCCCCGCCUCUGCCUCCGCCCUGGAGUCGGCUGUAGCAGCUGUAGCGCACAACUGGAUGGUAAUUCUCGUGGGGCCCGCAGCGUCAGGCAAAACCUCUCUUAUCCGCCAGCUGGCGCAGAUGGCGGGCCGGCGGCUGCGGGAGAUGCCGCUGACGUCAGCAACGGAUACGACUGACCUGCUGGGGUGCUUUGAGCAGAGGGAUGGGAGGCGGCAACUGGGGGAGGUGGAGAGGCGGGUGGAGGGGCUAGUGAGGGAGGUGGCUGCUGCUGUACUCGCUAGUGGCGCUGAUAGUGGUGCUAGUACCAGCGAUAGUGGUGUUGGAGGUGGAAUGGAGGAGGGAAGAGAAGGGGGCGAGGAGGGAGGGGAGAGGAUGGGGAUGGGAGAGAUGGUGAGUGCGGUGGGGGGGCUGACUGGCGAAUGGUGGAAGUAUUGGCAGCAGGCGAAGGAGAGGGAUGGGCUGAACCUGGGUAAGACAGAGAAGGCAGAAGAAGGGGAGGAGAGAGGAAGCGAGAGUGGAGGGGGGAGAGGAGAGGGUAGUGCUGAUGGUGCUGUUUAUGGCGCAAGUGGGAUGGCUCUCCAGGCAAAAGACACGCUUGCUGCACAGCUUGCGCAGUUUGAUUGGCUGCUGAGGAUUGUCGGGCAUGCCCGGAGCAUGCUGGUGGCAUUAGAUGGAGCAGUAGAUGGGGACGGAAGGAGGGGGGGAGAUGAGAGGGGUGAGGAGGAGUCAAGGAAGGACGGCGGACAGGCAGUGGAGGAAGGGGAAGAAAUGGCGGAAGGAGAGGAGACAGCAACCGUGGCAGCAGCAGUAGAUGGAGGAAGUGAGAGUACUAACAGCCCUGUAUCGGUCCUUGUCGUUGCAGCAGAUUCCUUGGCUCAAGCAGUGGCAGAGGCGCGGUCGGUGUGUGAGGAGGAGGGCAUGGCACGGGCAGCGGGGCACUUUGAGUGGGUGGAAGGGCCGCUCGUGGAGGCAGUGGUGCAGGGCGACUGGGCCGUGCUUGACAACGCCAACUUCUGCAACCCCUCCGUGCUGGAUCGCCUGAACCCCCUAGUGGAGCCCAACGGCCAUCUCCUGGUCAACGAGCGGGGCCUGGUGGACGGCAAGCCGGUGCUGCUGCGCCCGCACCCCGACUUCCGCCUCUUCCUGUGCCUGGACCCGCACUACGGAGAGGUGUCUCGUGCCAUGCGAAACCGCGGCGUCGAGAUCUUCCUCAUGCCCCCCGAUUGGCCCAGCCCUGCCUUGCCGCCCCUGCUUCCCGCCUCCGCAACUCGUGCUGGUGCCGCUUCUGCUGGGUCUGACACUGCUCUUGGUGCCGCUUCUGCAGCUGCGGGCCCUGGUGGUUCUGGCGGUCUGCUGGAACGGGUGGUGGUGGAUUCAGGUUUUGGUGAUGGCUCUGCUGGUGGGGGAGAAGGAGAGAGUGGAGGACAGGCAGGUUUAGCCAAUCAAGGGACCCGCCACGUGGGUGAGGGGGAUGGAGAAGAGAGGGAUCCAGCUGUUGUGAUCCUCUCUCUUCUGGAUCCUUCCACUUGGAUUGUCGGUCGGCACCAGCGCCUGCCCGAGAAGCUCAUCUCAACCGUCCAUCUCAUCAUCAGAUCGGGAAUUGCUGGCCCUCGGUUAGUGGCCUGCAUUCUCCUCGCUCUCCUGCGGAUCCAAUCCCUUGCUGCCACGUGGAAGCUCCCUGGUGGCGGGUUUGUUGGUAAAAGAGCAUUGGAAACUGGAGCAGGAGCCAUGGCAGCAGAAGAGGCCAUGUCGCCAGCAGCAGUGGCAGCAGCGGUAGAAGCGUCACAAAACUACGGUGCUUGUCCUACACUAAGAGACGUGACUCACCUGCUGCGGCUGUUGAUGGAGCUGUUGUCUCGAGGGAAGCCGGUGGCGGUGGCGCUGGUGACAGCGUGGGAUCAGACGUUCGUGCGGCGACUGCAGGACGAAGGGAGGAGAGAGCAGGCUGCGAGCGUCAUUCGAGAGGCUCUGAGGUGGGCUUGUGAGGCACAGGUGCCAAUGCCCACUCCACAUGCUGCUGCUUCUGCUGCUGCUGCUGCUGCAGGUCAAGAAGCCCUCACCGCAGCUGCUACCUCCCUAUCUCCUGUCACUGUCCCUCCCUUCGCCUCUGCCUCUCUUGUCCUGCCCGGUGGCUGGCCCAUGGCCCCACUACCCCUGCCACUAGCCACACUCCACACCAUGCCAUCUCGCCUGCAUGCCGAUAUCUCUCCUCUCAUCACCAUCCUGGGACAGCUCAUUUCCUCAGAGCUGCUUGGCCAAUGGGAGAGCAUCUUCUCUCGGCACGAUGAUCUUCCACUCGGCACCCGCCACGUGGCGGCGCGUGACUGGGCCGUGCAGCUACCGCCACAGCUCCGGCUAUGGCUGCCGGAGUCCUGUCUGGCCGUGGUAUCACAGGGCAAGGACAUAGAAGAGGGAGCUAGAGUUGUGGCCACUGCAGGCGUGUCGGCACGUGAGCGGGCACGGGGGGUAGUGCUGCUGCGUCUGCUGCUGGAACUCUUUCUCGAUCGCAGCAUGUCUCUAGAAGACUUGACUCUCCGCCUGUCUCUGGCCCGCUCUCACACCACUGGCUCCACUGUCGCUGCUGGUGGUGACGGUGGCAGAGGCAACCCUGCUACAGCAGCGGAAGCAGAACUCAACCGUCUGAUUGACUCCCUCUCGCCACUCCCCUUGCACCGCUGUCUCUCGGACCUCUCCUCCGCUCGCUCCGCCCUGCUCUCUGCUCUCUCUGUGCCUGCACCCAUCGCUGCCUCCCUGCCGCUGGACGUGUCCGUGUCUCCUGAAGUGGCUGCUCUAGUGGCUGAUGCUUCUAGCACAGCUCUGGUCAGUGUGCCUGGGAGGCUGGGAAGUGGAGAAGAUGGGGAUGAAGGUUCAGAAGGCGCUAUGCAGGCUAAUGAUGAAAUAGGAGUGGGAGGAAGAGGAGGGAAAGAGGAUCUACCCGUUUCUCAGCUGUGGGGCAAUGUGUCUGCGGCAGCGAAUAGAGUGAGAGCGCUCCGCCGGUGCCUGCUACAGUGGUCGCAAGAGGACGAGACGAGCCAGAGGGCGCUGCUAGCACAGGAUGCCGCCUUCCAGUCCACCGCAUUCGGCUGCUCCCUCCUGCAUUUCUCGGGCGUUCCUGAGCAGCAGCAGAGGGCGAACCAGAUACUAGCAGCGUCUGCAACAGCAGCAACCGGCACGGGAGGAGGAGGAGGAGGGGAUGGGAGGUCGAGGGGUCUGCUGCUAGUGGCCCCUUUCCUCUCGGCACUGCGCCAGGUGGAAUCGACGUUGCUGGACUGCCCUGCUCCGCUCGCUCAUGCGAUGUGGGCUGCAGCAGGGGCGGAAGGAAAGGGACUGAGAGAAGAGGGAAGCGGAGGGAUUGGCACCACCGGUGGUGCGGGAGGGAAAGCACGGGGAGUGGAGGCGGAGGAGGCGUUUCUAUCCGCGUUUGGAGUGGUGCUGGAGUGGCAUGAGUCGCUGUGGGAGUGUGUGAGGGUUCUGCAGGCAGCCGUGCCCUUUGACCGGCUGGUCUUUGUGUGGCACAAGCUCUGCUCCGCUGCUCUCCGCAUGGUCAAGGCUGCAGCCAGAACUGCAGCAGCAGCAGCAGCCGCAGCAAAUGAGCGCAGUGGGGGAGUGGUGGGAGCGGGGCUGAGAAUGUCAGCAGAGGAGCUAGCAGCUGUGCAGGCUGUGGAAAAGGCGUGGCAGCAGCUGUGCGUCACCAUGGCAUCCAUCAACAACGUCUUCGCCUCCCCCAUCGCCCCACAAGAAGCAACCCUCGCUGCCACUGCAGCCGCAACCACCGCUGCACCCAGUGGCUCGCAUCCCCCUCUCCUUGCGGCUCUGCUAGCUCUGCAAGGCCCCUCAGCAGCAGCCAGUGCAGCGCAGGACCGGGUGGGGAAGCGGUCGCUGUGGAAGGAGGCGGGGCAUCCGCUGCUCCCUGCGUCCCUGGCCGUGCUGCAAGGGGACACGGCACUGGCUUCUCUGGUGGACGCGUGGGUGCUUGCUCCUGUGCGCACAGCGGGAACGGGCCACGGGGACGUGGAGAGCUUCAAGGCUGAUGACCAAUGGGAGAGUGCCACGUGGCCGAUGGCCGUGGACCCGUCCUUGCGGCGCAGGGCAGUGGAGGCCUUAGGGCUGCUGCGGCAAAUCACAAUGCGCCAACGGGGCAUGGCAACUCAUGCUGACAGAGGCACGGGCAGCAGUGGCAGGACAGAGGAUGCAGAAAUAACUGCUGCUGACCUCAUGCUGGCACUUCAAGGGGAAGCGCAGCAGGCCAGGGCCAUUGCCUCUCAACCCCUGGGCCCCUGUGAGCUUAUCCCCACAAUUCCUCGCCCAACCACCACCGCUGCAACUGCCACCGCCGCCACCACCACCACCACCGCCACAACAGCUGCUGCUUCCCUGUCUGAACAAUCCGCAGAAGAUCCAGAGUCCUUUUCCCCUCCUCCCCCUGCCUGUCUGUUCUCGAGUGGUCUCAUGAGGUGGCCUGGUGUGCGGCAGCUGUGGCUGGCCGUUCUGCCUCUCCUCUCCACCUCCUCCCACCUCCUCGCCUCAUCCCUCGUUGUCCACCUGGCGCCGCUGCUUCUCCCGGGGACAGAUGGCAAGCUGUCAUUGGUGGCCCUGAGCAAGGCCUCCUCCUCUGUUUCGAUCUCCUCUCUCUUCCGAAGGCUUCUUCUGGAGUCCUCCCGUGCGCCUUCCCAGCUGCUUCCGUUCCAGCAGCUGCUGUGGAUCCAGAGGGUUCCGCCCUCCUCCUUCCUUCCAGACGAGCUCGCCCUCGCUCUGCGCUGUCUGCUUCACGACCUUCACUUGCGUCAGCUCGAGAGCCAAUGGGAGUCCGCCACCUGGCGCCUGCCGCUGCUGCCAUUGGGGAAGCGGUCAGGCAAGGGUGCCGACGUGUCAACAUCUACAGAGCCCCUGACAUGGACAGCCACAUCAGGCUCUGCUCGUUUCUUCCAGUCCUCGGUCUCCCUGCUCUCUGCAUCCCUCAUAGCGGACAUGGGGGGAGCAGCAGGGGGCCCAUGGGGGGGUGGAGGGGCGACAGUAGCAGAGAGUCAGGUGCAGCGGGGGCAGCUGCUGCUGGCGGCUGCAGGAGUGGGGGCGCUCUGCUGCGCCCCUGCUGCCCCUCGCUUUGACCAGGAUGUCACUGUUGCUGUGGCUUCUCUUGCUCAGAUCAUAGCAGCUCACAUUGCGUGCUUUCCAGAGUCCCUCCGUCCGUCUCUCUGUCACGAGCUCUCCUCCAUCACAUCCCAGCGCCACAAGGUCACGGCACAUGACAUCGCGCCUCUCCACCACCUCCUCUCCGCCACCUGUCCGCACCCUCUCUCCCUCUUCGCCUCCCAUCUGCUGCUGCCCGCUCUCUGCUCCCUCGCUGAUGCUCUCCGUGCCAACGCUAAGCCACCGGGACAGGGCCUGCUUCAGCCCGAUUGUUCUGAGGCCCUAGCGCAUCUAGGCAGUGCAUGGCUGAGGGUGGGCUGUCUGCGCCUGCACCUGCUGCUGCCGCCAGGGGGAGUGGACCCCACUUCCAAGUACCGCCACGCGCUCUCCCACUUGGAGCAGCAGCAUGCUGACCUUACACUCCAACUCAAGCUGCACGAGUGGCUGGCAGCAGUGGGCACGGACGGCAUCACACACCACCACAGGGCCGCACGGGCGAUUGCUGUGCAGCUGGAGGAGGUUUCCAGGAAGCUGUGGGCCGCACGAGCCAAGUCCGUGGCUCGACCAGAACCCUCACCCUACCCAGCGUUCUUCCAGGAAGUCUCGCGCUUCCUCACAUGGACGGCGGGCGUGGAGCGCGUGGGCGGCAUUGUUCAGCAGUGCAUGGCGGUGGUGGCGGGGGCGGCAGCUGCGACGGAUGUUUGUGGGAGCUCGCCUGUGCUGGGCUCUGACUUGCAGCUGGCGAAUCUUCUGUCUCAUGUGUCCGCAUGGAAGUCGUCGGUAGCAGCGUUCGCACAGCGCCUGCCACGCAGCUUCCCGCUGCUCCGGGACGUCACCCAGCCGUGCCAGCUGGCGGCCUAUGAGAUGGUGCAUGGCGCAUCGCUGCUGCUCUGGGCCGCGCUCUCGUCGGCCCUUCGGACGACAGACGGGCCUCUUACGGCUGUCACCAAAUCCCUCCUUGCCUUCCCCCGAGGCGUUUCCAUCCCCGCUCAAAAUCAACCACCUGCCCCCACGUCCGGCACCAAGGCCACCAGCAUCACUAUCAGCAGUGGAACAGAAGAGGCAGCAGAAGCAUCAACUGGAGUUUCAGCCUCCCGCGCUGCUCUGUUCCUGCACAAGGAUGUGUUUGCAGCUCUGCAUGCCCGCGCCAGCAGGUUCAGCAUGGGGGGGAGUGGCAGCAACCAAGAGAAGGAGGUGACAGCGUCGGUGGCGGUGGUGUCGUUGCUGCGUGCCGCACUGUUUGCAGUGAAGGAUGACGUCACUCCAGCUGCACUCUACUCCCCAGCUACAGGCGCUGAGGCUCUCCAGGUCCUGGAGCAAUCGUUUGCAGCGUUUGUGGACAUGUGGUCCGAGAUGCGAGAAAAAGAAAAGCGGCAGCAGGCAGAGGCGGAGCUGGUGUACAAGCAGCGCAGCACGGCCACCACAAGCACUCUGGAGCUGGAGGAGAACGACGCGGAGGCGGAGGAGGAGGAGUACCGCGCCAUGUUCCCCACGCUGUCGGACCACUUUGCUGACCUGGACGUGAAGGAGCACGUGCAUGCUGACGAGGAGGAUGCCCAUGCAGCACGGGCAAAGAAGCAGGAGGAGGAGAGGCAGAAGCAGGAGGAGGAGGAGGAGGAGGAGAGCAGGGCUGGUAAGGGGAUGGCAAUCGUGUGGAGGGCGCUCAAGGAGGAAGGCGGGCUCACAUCCGAGCUCGUUGACCUGCAUUGCCGCCUCUUCUCCCCUGCUGAGGAGCUCACCCCGCACACGUGUGCAACGCCACCUGCCCUCCCGUCCUCUGGCUUCAUGGCGGCCUAUGACACUGCAACGCACAUUCUCAGAGUCGCCGACGGUAUUCUCCCGUGCUCAGUGGACGAAGCAACAUCCGAGGCCCACUUCUUCCGCCUCUGCUCUGCUGCUAACGAACUCUCCACUGCAUCCGCCACCGCUACAAGCACAUCUGCUUCUAUCACACCAGCACCAGGGGCAGCCGAGCAACGGGCCAUUCCAGUGGACCUGAGAAAGGUGGCGUCGCCAUCAGAGCUGGCUCUCAUGCUGCCGCCGCUGCAGGCCCUCCUGCAGCGCCUGCAGCAGCUGCUGGAGGAGUGGCCCGACAACCCCCUCCUCACCACCCUCGUGCAGAUCGCUGCGCGCCUGCUCGCCCUCCCACACACCACUCCUCCUCUCAAGGCACUGGUGGGGAUGGAGCUGCUGCUCACCAAGGCGCAGAUAUGGCAGGAGCAUGCAGCCGCUCGCGUCUCCAUAGCACCGGAACUAGGGGGCAUAUCGCGGGUGGUGAAGCGGUGGCGCAUGAAGGAGCUGGCCUCGUGGCCUGCUCUACUGGACGCCCGCUCGCGCAAGCACACCGCUACGGCUGACAAGCUCUGGUUUGUCCUCUACGAUCUGCUCAUCCAGCCGUUCUCACAACCUUCGACGCAAGCAGCAUCCGCCGAUGCAAGCACACCUGCUGAUACAGUCACAUCCGCUGCUGCAAGUGCACCCACCGAUACAGUCACGCCUACAGAUCUUGCGAAGGGCAAUGGCAUGGGUGAUUCAGAUCCGAACAGGGAGCAGAAAGGCGGGCAGAAACUGGAUCGUGUUGGCGAAGUGGCAUCAAGUCUGGAGGACUUUAUCCGCUCCUCCCCUAUCGGCGAGUUCCCCCGCCGCCUGCAGAUGCUGCGCGCCUUCCGCUCCCACCUCCUCGCCACUCUCUCUGCCUCCUCUCCUUCCUCCUCUCACUCUCCUGCUGAUGUUGCUGCUUCUGCCGCUGCGCCAUCGCCGUCCGUCGCCGCUGCUUCUGUUGCAGCAGAUGGUGCUGGGAGUACCGGGGGUGGCAAGGGGGGGGGAGAGGGCUCCACAGUACCAGCAGCAGCUCUUGGAGAGGAGGAGAGGGUGAAGGAGAAGCAGCAGCUCAUAGCUGUUCUCUACAACCUCCAUAACUACUUCGCUCAGUACCUUGCACCUGUGACAGCAGCCAUGCGAGCGGCCCGGCGCCCGUUGGAGGUGGAGCUGCAGCAGCUGGUGACGCUGACGCGGUGGGACGACCGCUCGUACCACGCGCUCUCCAUGGCCUCGGAGAAGGCCCACCGCAAGCUCGUCAAGCUCUCCCGGAAGUGGGAUCACUUCCUCAAGCGCCCUGUGGUGCACACGCUGGCAGCAGCCUCCGCUCGCAUUGGCCUGCCAGAGCUCACUGCUGUGCACACGGGCCAAGCCGACGACGCAGCCGCAGCAGGUGCAGCAGGGACAGGAGGGGGAGCAGGGGGAGUAGGAGGAGCAGGGGCAGGGGCAGGUGGUGGAGCAUUGCAAGGGGCGGCUGUGAUGGCUGCUGCCAGUGCAGCCAAGGGCAGGGCACAGGGCGUUAGGCGGAGACGGUUCCAGAGGAAGAAGGCUGCUGAGGUCACAAGGCCACCAACCUUCGAAUCCAUUUCUUCGGAUCUGAGUGGCUUCGUGGCUGCACAUGCGCCUCUGCUCGCCCUGCCUUCCGUCCCUCCACACCUCCCUUCGUCAUCUGAGCCGGCUACAGCUGUCAAUACACAGCCAGCUUCAGCAGGAGUGCUACAGCAGCUGCCCAUAUCAGCCCUGGCCUCUCGAGCUGCUUCUCUUCUCUCCACUGCUCUCUCCUCCCCGUCCAUCCUGCAUACCAACGACCCCGGUGCCAGUGCCGACACUGCUGCUGCUCCUGCCAGUGCUGCUGCUGCUGGCACUGCCGGCACUGCUACUGCUGCCAGUGAUGUAGCUGCUGCUGGCGGGUCACCUUCCCCUGUCGGGACAGCAGCAGCAGAUAUGGAAGCAGCAGAGACAGUGGAAGACCUUACAGUCACUGUCAUCUCCCGCUGUUUCGAGCUGCGGUCACUGGGGGAGAAGUGGGAGAGGGAGGAGGGGAAGAGCAAGGCAGAAGCAGGGGGAGGAGGGGGAGCGGAUGGGAAGGGAGGCGGGGAGAAGAAGGAAGGGAGCAGCCACAGGGGGUUGGUGCGUCAAUUGAAAAAGAAGGCAGUGGUUGACCUUCUGAGGACGCUGAGAGGCCUGGGUGUUAGCUCCAGACGCACUGCCGUGCCCGAGAUCCAUCGCUCACCACACUCCUGGUUCCGCCAGCAACCAACUGACGUGCAGCAGCUGCUGCAGCUAAUAGUAACCCUACAGCAGCGGCAGCUGCUGCAGCCGCAGGGGGGGGAGAAGGACCGCAAGCAGUUAGCCACGUCAGCAGCAGCAUCUGGGGCAUCCACUGCUGCCACGGGAGCAGCCAACCCGCUGAAUGUGCGUCAGCUGGCAGAGGCGGGCGUGGCAACGUGGCAGCGUGCGAGUGGGUACUACUAUGGCAACAUGGCGCGCCUGCAGCGCGUGUGGCAGGCCGGUCAAUCGUUCCAUAAAGACCUCACACUCAGAGAGGUGACGAUAGCAACGCGCAUGUUGGAGCACCUGCUCUUCGUGCAGACCUCCCAGAGGGCCACCGCACAGGCAGCAGCAGCGGACAUCACUCGGCUCGCAUCCGCUGCUUCCACCUUCGCUGCUCUCGCAGGACCAACCACCACCACCACCACCAUUAGCAGUGGCAGCUGGAGCCCUCUUCCCCCACAGUCUCUUGUGGCCUUCUGGCUCUCGACCCAGCAGCAACUCGUAGCCUCCCUACUGGCCUCCCUGGGCGACCUCCGCCAGCUGGUGGCUUCAGCAGCUGCCACGUGGCACGAGCUGCCACAUGGCGCCCCGUCAGCAGCCUCUGCAGCCACUGCUGUGACACAUGCCAUGGAGGAUUUGAUCAAAGCACAGGCGUCUCUCCACCUCCUGCAGCCGCCACCCACCACCUGCAGCACGCCCGGCCUUCUCUCCUCCUCGCCUUCCACUCUCCUCCCACCUAUGGCGCCCCACAUUCUCCUCUCCAACUUCGCUCACGUGAACGAGGUGUUUCAGCAGCUGCAGCAGUCUCUGGAGUGGAAGCUGCCUGCUCAUGCUUCUGCUGCUGGCGAUGCUGCUGCCAGUGGUGAGGCUGCUGCUGCUGCUGCUGAUGCUGGUGGCGCUGGAGCAGGGGAGGAUGAUGGUGCAAGUGAUUCGGACUCCCUCAUGCGAUGGGUUCCCGGGUGGAAAGUGCUGCGAGAUGCUUUUAUCAAGGCAAACGCCCUCUCACUGGAAUGCCAGCAGAUCCUGGGCCCAUUCUCCUCCACUAAAUCAUCAGGACACCAGUCAACACCAGAGAACCACGCUACAUCCCCUCCUACUGAAGCCGCUCCCUCUCAAGCAAACGACAACACUUGUUCUUUUCCCCAGACGUCCAACCUGACCCCUGAGUUUACAUUCAGCUUGACUGCCUUCCACUCUGCUUACGACGCUGCGUUGACCCAGGUGCUGCUGGGGGUGCAGUCCCUCUCCCGCACUGCCAAGCAGAGCGCUCAUGCCCCCGGAGGAGCUACUACAGAGGAGAAAGGAGAGGAGAAAGAAGGGGGUACAGGAGAAGGGGGAACGGAGGGAGAAGAGGCAGGGGGUGGGACGGUGGAGGAGGAGGUGGAGGAAAGGAAGGGAGGUUUGGGCUUGGUUGAGGAUGGUGGUGGGGAGAUGGAGGGGGUGGAGGGGAGUAUUGUGGGGUGGAGUAAGGAGGCGGAGAGGCGGUUGCUGGUGCUGCGCCUGCCUCAGAUGGUGGCUGCGGUUGAUGCUGUGGUUCUGGCUGCUAGAUCGGUUGCUGAUGCAGGCAACAAAGACAGUUCCACGUCUGCAGCAGCAGCAGUGACUCAGAGGCUCGCUCAGCUGCAUGUGAUGCUGGAUCUGGUGGUCACUGCAUCGCUUCACCUUCUGGGAAGCUUCCUCUCGCUGCACAAAGCUGUGGCGAAGCUCGCACACGUGCUGGCCAACCUCUUCACUGCUCUCUUCCUGGAGGGCUUCUGCACGCCCAAGGAUGCGCAGGAGGAGGAGGGCGGGGGCAAGGGCGCAGGGAAGUUUGAGGAGGAGGAGGGCACGGGCAUGGGCGAGGGGCAGGGGAAGACGGACGUGAGCGACGAGAUCGAGGAUGAGAACCAGCUCAUAGGCACGCAGGACGAGAAGCAGGAGGAGGAAGGGGAGAAGGGGAAGGGGGACAAGCUCCCCAAGGGGAUCGAAAUGCAGCAAGACUUCGAUGGGGAGAUGCAUGAUAUAAGCGAGGAUGAGGAGGAGGAGCAGGAGAAGGAGGAGGAGGGGGAGGAGGAGCAGCAGCUAGACGAGGAGAUGGGGGAUGUUGGUGAUGAUGCUGAUGUGGUCGAUGAGAAGAUAUGGAAGGGGGAGGACGAGGAGGAGAAGGAGGGGAAGAGGGAGAAGGAGAAGUUUGAGAAGGAUUCGACGAUCUCGGGGGCAAGAGAGGAGGAUUUGGAGUAUCGGGGGAAGGAUGAGGAGGAUGAGGAGGGAGGGGAGGGAGGGGAGGAUGAUAAGGAGGGGGGGGAGAAGGAUGGUGCAAAGGAUAAAGAGGACGAGAAGGAGGAGAAGGGGAAAGAGGAUCCGCAGGCGAAGAAGGAUGAGAAGGGAAAGAAGCAAGGGGAGGAGGAAGGCGAGGGGCCAGAGGAAGAAGGGGGAGAGGAGGAGGGUGAGGUGAAUGAGUGGCAGGGAGAAGGAGAGGAGGAAGGGGAGGAGAUGGAGGAAUCUCAUGGAAUUAAACCGAGAAAGGAGGAGGAAGUUCCGGAAUUAGACCUUCCGGAUGAUAUGGAAAUAGAUGAAGGGGAGGAGGGUGGGAAGGAGGGAGGGGAGGACGAGGAAGGGGAGACAGAGGUUGAAGAAGCUAAAGAGGCGAUGGGAGCACAUGGAAGGCCGCAGGUAGAGGAGGAGGAGGAGGAGGAGGAGGAGGGAGAGGUGAAGGAUGAUGAGUGGGAUGAGAUGGAUGGGGCGAACGAUGGUGCUGGGGGUGCUGCUGCUGACGCUGCUGCUGGUGGGGAGGAGGAGGGAGGGGAGGAGGAUGGGGAGGAGAAAGGUGAGGGAGAAGGGGAGGGAGAAGAGGAGAAGGAGAGGGAUGCAGGUGUGGAGAAGGAGGAAGGGGAGGAGGGUGAGGAGGAGGGAGAGGAGGGAGAAGAAGGGGAGAUGAAGGAUGGUGAUGAGGAGGGAGGUGAGGAGGAGGGAGAUGAUAAGGAGCCUGAGCAGAUGGGUACUGGUGCAGAAGCAGCAGUAGCAGAGGAGCAGAUGGAGGAAGAGAAAGAUAUCAAGGGGACGAAAUCCGCCAGGGAUCAGCAGCAGCAGGAUGGGAGCGAGCAAGUAGCGGGAGUGCGAGCAGCAGGGACUGCUUCUGUUGAUGUUAUGGGUAUGGAGGAAGAGGAGAAUGAGACGAAGGGGCAAGGUAAGGAGGACGAGGAGGAAGAUGAAGAGAGGAAGGAGAGUGAGAAGAGCAUGGAGGGUGGGAAGGAGAAGAGGAAGGGGAAGGAGGGAGGGAAGAAGGAGAGGAAGAAGAAGGAGAAGGAAGAGGUGAACCCGUUUAGAAGCUUGGGCAGUGCGUUAGAGGCUUGGAAGAAAAAGGCUAGUAUUGCAGGUGAUAUGGAGGAGGAAGGCGAGGAGGAAGAGGAGGAGGAGGUACACGGAGAGACGGAGAAGGAUAAGGAUGCAGAAGGGGAGGAGUAUGAGUAUGUGAAAGGAGAGGAGGAGGGAACAGGACAGGCAGCAGGAGCAGCUACAGAGGAACAGAUGCAGGAAAUGCAAGGAAAGAUGGUGGAUGAGGGGGAGGAGGAAGAGGGAGCAGAAGGGAAGGCUGGAGACGAGGAGGAAGAAGUGGAAGAGAAGGAAGAGGAGGGUGAGGAGGAUGGGAAGGAGUCGGAGAAGGUAACUGGUGGGGGGCAGGGGGGGAAGAACAAGCAGAAGAUGAUGAAAGAUGCAGCAGAGGAGGAUGAUGGGGAGGAGGGGGAGACAGGAGAGGCGAAGGAGGGUGAGGAGGAAGAGGAGGAGGGAGAGGAGCUAGAGGAAGGUGAAGAGAUGGAAGUGGAUGGGGAUGGGUCUGGAGGCAUGGAGUCCAGCUUCGUAUCCAUGCGGUGGAAAGAGGAGGCAAAGGAAACAGCGCAGGUGCGAGAAGCAGAGGGGGGGAAGGAAGAGGAAGUGGGAGAAGCUGGUGAGGAAGGAGCAGGGGAGGGGGGCACUGUUGGAGGAGCGAGGGAUAAGGUCUGGACGGAGAUAGAGCUGGAGCAGAUGAGAGCGGAGGUGGAGGCAGAGAUGCAGAGGAUGAGAGAGAGUGAGGAGGGAAGGCAGAAGCUCGAAGCAGCGCGGGACGCAUGGCGGAAAUACGAGCUGCUGUGCAGUGGUGCGGCACAGGAGCUUGCAGAGCAGCUGCGGCUGAUUCUAGAGCCUUCCAUGGCGACCAAGCUGCAAGGGGACUACCGGUCGGGAAAGCGGAUCAACAUGAAGAAAGUGAUUCCGUACAUUGCAAGCGGGUUCAAGCGGGAUAAGAUUUGGUUGAGGAGAACACGCCCGGACAAGCGCAAGUAUCAGGUGGUGCUGGCGAUAGACGACUCUCGGAGCAUGUCAGAGGCGCGGUGCGGGCAUCUAGCCCUCGAAGCAAUGGCCACGAUUUGCCGAGCCAUGGCGACGAUCGAGGUUGGGGAGAUCGGGGUCGUUGCUUUCGGGGAACCUGGUAACGUGCGCAUGUUACAUGAGCUUGACCGGCCAUUCUCCCCUGAAGCAGCUGUUCAGGUCAUCUCUCAAUUCUCGUUUAAGCAGGACAACACGAUUGCAGAUGAGCCUAUGGUGGAGUUGCUAAGAUUUCUGUCGGGUGCGCUGGAUUCUGCGGCGAUGAGGUACUCGGCGAGUGCGGGCGCGGGAGGGGGCGGGCAUCUGGAGCAGCUGGUGCUGAUUGUGGCGGAUGGGCGGUUCCACGAGAAGGAGACCCUAAGGCGCACGGUGCGGCAUGCCAUGGGCAAGGGGCAGCUGCUGGCGUUCAUUCUGCUGGACAGCCCUGCUGACUCCAUCCUAGACAUGCAGUCUGUCUCGUUCUCUGACGGAGUGCCAUCCUUCUCCAGCUACCUGGACUCCUUCCCCUUCCCCUACUAUAUCUUGCUGAGGGAUAUCCACGCUCUCCCCCGCACACUCGCAGGCCUGUUGCGACAGUGGCUUGAGUUCGCUAGAAGCAGAGGGCAGUAGACAGCAGUAUAUCAGUGGGAGAUACAUUGCAUCACUAUAUUUGCUUAGCAGUCUGCAUGAAUGUUUCUGUUAGAUUAUAUGGCUUUUAUGUCCACCACUGUGAACCGUUCGCUAGUGAGAACUUUGUUCCAUGCUGCUACCGUUUGAGUGGUGUAUCCUUCUAAAAGGGUAAGAAUGUCCUAGCAUGGGAUGGAAACACGCCAGAAUGAUAAAUAUGGCAAGUGCAU